This is a messenger RNA of Antrostomus carolinensis (chuck-will's-widow), 906 nucleotides long. RefSeq names its product cadherin EGF LAG seven-pass G-type receptor 3-like. Lineage: Eukaryota; Metazoa; Chordata; Aves; Caprimulgiformes; Caprimulgidae. The record is from RefSeq and is a predicted model, not a curated record. The transcript has 6 exons. The annotation marks the transcript as partial.
GGCCUGGCUGUGCUGGUCCUGUUCUGCGUGCUGAACGAGGAGGUGCGGGAGGCCUGGAAGCUGGCCUGCCUUGGCAAGAAGGGGCAGAGCGAGGAGGCCACGAGGAGCACACAGGGCCCCAACGCCUACAACAACACGGCGCUGUUUGAGGAGAGCGGGCUCAUCCGCAUCACCCUGGGCGCCUCCACCAUCUCGUCGGUGAGCAGCGUGCGCUCUGCCCGCACCCACUCCAGCCAGCGGCCUUAUCUCAGAGACAACGUGACGGCACGUCAGGGCUCAUCCCUAGAUCACAGCCUGCUGGCUCACGCCGGCCCCACGGACAUCGACGUGGCCAUGUUCCACCGCGAUGCUGGGGGAGACUCAGACUCGGACAGUGACCUGUCUCUGGAUGAAGAGCGCAGCCUCUCCAUCCCGUCCUCAGAGAGCGAGGAGAACGUGCGCCUGCGGGGCCGCUUCCAGCGCCAGUUCAAGCAGGCAGCACACAGCGAACGCCUCCUCACUAACCCCACCAACACCACUCCCAAAGACGUGGAUGGCAAUGACCUCAUGUCGUACUGGCCGGCGCUGGGCGAGUGUGAGGUUCACCCCUGCUCCCUGCAGAAGUGGGGCUCCGAGCGGAAGCUGGGGUUCGACAUCAACAAGGACGCAGCCAACAAUAAUCAGCCAGACCUGGCCUUGACCAGUGGGGAUGAGAACUCCCUCACCCAGACCCAACGGCAAAGAAAAGGGAUUUUGAAGAACCGCCUCCAGUAUCCUCCAACUCUCCAAGGCCUGCCAUCCGUUGGCAGGAUGACCAACGAGCUGACAUGGUACAAGACUUCCACACUGGGUCACAGGGCUGUCCCCGCCGCCUCCUAUGGCAGGAUCUACUCUGGGGCGGGCAGGCUGUCACAGCCAGUCCAGCCG